This is a messenger RNA of Trypanosoma grayi, 1434 nucleotides long. RefSeq names its product putative seryl-tRNA synthetase. Gene Ontology annotation, biological process: seryl-tRNA aminoacylation. Gene Ontology annotation, molecular function: tRNA binding; serine-tRNA ligase activity; ATP binding. Gene Ontology annotation, cellular component: cytosol. The coding region runs from base 1 to 1434 and encodes 477 amino acids. The record is from RefSeq and is a predicted model, not a curated record. The transcript has a single exon. Lineage: Eukaryota; Euglenozoa; Kinetoplastea; Trypanosomatida; Trypanosomatidae.
AUGGGACUUGACAUUCAGUUGUUCCGUGACGAGACGGGCGCGGACAUGAUCCGUGAAUCGCAGCGCCGGCGCUUUGCCGACCCCGCUGUUGUUGACACUGUCAUCGAGGUGGACAAGAAUUGGCGCCGCACGCAGUUUCUGACGGAGGUCACCAAGAAGCUCAUCAACGCCUGUAGCAAGGCUGUUGGGAUGAAGAAGAAGGCAAAGGAGGCGGAUGGCGACACCUCCGAGAUCCCGGAGCCCAUUAAGGUGGCCUCCAGGGAUGGGACACUCAGCGCCGAGCAGGUAGCGGACCUCAGCGUGCUGCAGCUCAAGCAGCUCUCGAAGGAUCUCUCCGACCAGGUGGCGGGCCUCGCCCAGGAGGCGAGCGAGCUGGAGGCGGAGCGUGACCGGCUCGUGCUCAGCGUCGGAAACAUAAUCCACGAGUCGGUGCCGGUCGCGCAGGACGAGGACACUGGCAACACCGUUGUGCGCCUCUACGGCGACGUGACGAAGCGAGCCAAGCUUAACCACGUGACGAUCAUGGAGCGUCUCGGCAUGAUGGACACAACCAAGUCCGUCACGUCGAUGGCUGGCGCGCGUGCCUACGUGCUGAAGGGUGGUCUCGUGCAGCUGCAGGUGGCGCUUCUCUCGUACGGCUUGAACUUCCUCGUCAGUAAGGGCUACACUCCCUUCUACCCGCCGUUCUUCCUUAACAAGGACGCUAUGUCGGAGGUGGCGCAGCUCUCGCAGUUUGACGAGGAGCUGUACAAAGUGACGGGCGAGGGCGAUGAGAAGUACCUCAUUGCCACGAGCGAGAUGCCCAUCGCGGCGUAUCACCGUGGUAAGUGGUUCGCAGAUCUGAAGGAGCCAUUGAAGUACGCUGGCAUGUCGAGCUGCUUCCGCAAGGAGGUCGGUGCGCAUGGCCGCGACACACUCGGUAUUUUCCGCGUGCACCAGUUCGACAAACUGGAGCAGUUCCUUGUCUGCUCCCCACGCGAGGAGGAGUCGUGGCGCCACCUCGAAGAAAUGAUCCGCACCUCUGAGGAGUUCUGCGAGAGCCUGGGCCUGCCGUACCGCACCAUCAACAUAUGCUCCGGUGCACUCAAUAACGCCGCGGCGAAGAAGUACGAUCUUGAGGCCUGGUUCCCUGCGUCAGGGGCUUUCCGCGAGCUAGUGUCCUGCUCGAACUGCACUGACUACCAAGCGCGCGGUGUGAACUGCCGCUACGGCCCCAACCUGCGCGGUGUUGCGGCCAACAAUGUCAAGGAGUACUGCCACAUGCUGAACGGUACCCUUUGCGCCAUUACCCGGACGAUGUGUUGCAUCUGCGAGAACUAUCAGACAGAGGAGGGCGUCAUCAUCCCCGACGUGCUUCGCCCGUACAUGAUGGGUACCGAGAUGCUGAAGUUCGUUGAGGCUGCCCAGCCGGCGGAGGCAGGCGACGCUAAGUAA